GGCGGGCUGGAGGCGCCCUGCUCUGUGAGCCGCCCGGCUGCUGCCAUCCAGGGAGUGCGGACCCUGCGGCCGGUUAGGAGGCCGCCCACGGAGACCUCUCGCUUCCUCCUGCCCGGGGGCCGGCCGCGGACGGCAGACCAUGUGGAUCCUGGUGAGCUGGAUGGCCUUGGUGGUGGGGCUGGUGGCUGGAACACAGUGCCCUGACGGUAAGCUCUGUCCUGUGGCCUGCUGCCUGGAUACGGGAGUAGCCAGCUACAGCUGCUGCAGUCCCAUUCUGGACAAAUGGUCCUCUCUGCUCACAAUACAGAGUAGGCCUCUGGAAACACCCUGCCAGGUCGAUACCCACUGCUCUGCUGGCUCCUCUUGCCUCCUCACUGUCUUGGGGAUCUCCAGUUGCUGCCCCUUCCCCCAGGCUGUGGCAUGCGGGGAUGGACACCACUGCUGCCCUUGGGGCUUCCACUGCAGUGCCGAUGGGUGGUCCUGCUUCCACGGAUCAGAUACCAACAGCUUGGGUGCCAUCCUGUGCCCCAAUAGCCAGUUUGAAUGCCCCGACUCUUCCACGUGCUGCACUAUGCUCGAUGGCUCCUGGGGAUGCUGCCCCAUACCCCAGGCUUCUUGCUGUGAAGACAAGAUACACUGCUGCCCCCCUGGUACCUCCUGUGACCUGGCUCAUGCCAGCUGCCUCUCGCCUACGGGUACCCACCCCCUGUUAUUGAAGAUCCCCGCAAAAAGGAAUAAUAAGGCAGUGGCUUUGCCCACCGUGGUCAUGUGUCCUGAUGCACGGUCCUUCUGUCCUGAUGGUUCUACCUGCUGCGAGCUGUCCGAUCGGAAGUAUGGUUGCUGUCCUGUUCCCAACGCCAUCUGCUGCUCCGACCUCGUGCACUGCUGCCCCCCAGACACUAUCUGCAACCUGAUCGAGAAGAAAUGCCUCUCCGAGGAGAAGGCUAUGGACCUCCUCAUGAAGCUGCCUGCAACCACAGUGAAGGAGGUGAAAUGUGACUUGGAAAUGAGCUGCCCAGAUGGCUAUACCUGCUGCCGCCUACAGUCAGGGGCCUGGGGCUGCUGCCCUUUUGUCCAGGCUGUGUGCUGUGAGGACCAUAUCCACUGCUGCCCGGCAGGGUUUAGGUGUGACACAGAGAAGGGUAUCUGUCAGCAGGGGAUCUUCCAGAUACCCUGGAUGGAGAAGGCCCCAACCCACCUCAGCCUGCUGAACUUCCAAUCCAGGGAGGGUGACGUUCCCUGUGAUGACACUGCCAGCUGUCCCCCCUUCAAUACCUGCUGCCGACUUAUGUCUGGGGAGUGGGGCUGCUGUCCGGUCCCAGAGGCUGUAUGCUGCUUAGACCACCAGCACUGCUGCCCCCACGGCUACACGUGCACACUUGAGGGACAGUGUGAGAAGGGGAACAAGAUCAUGGCGGGUCUGGAGAAGCAGUCUGCUGCCCAGGCUUCCCCCCCCAGAAACACCAGCUGUGACCAGCACAGCAGCUGCCCGGUGGGGCAGACCUGCUGCCCGAGCCUGAGCGGGGGCUCGGCCUGCUGCCAGUUGCCCCAUGCCGUUUGCUGUGAGGAUCAUCAGCACUGCUGCCCGGCUGGGUACACCUGUAACGUGAAGGCCCGGUCCUGUGAGAAGGAGGUGGACUCUGCCGAACCUGCCAUCUCCCUGGCUCCCAGCCUUCACGUGGGGGUGGGGGACGUGGAGUGUGGGGAGGGGCACUUCUGCCACGAUAACCAGACCUGCUGCCUCAACAGCCAAGGAGGCUGGGCCUGCUGUCCCUACCGCCAGGGCACCUGCUGUAAAGAUCAGCGCCACUGCUGCCCCGCGGGCUUCCACUGUGCCGACAGAGGCACCAAGUGUUUGCGCCGGCAGAGUCUGCUCUGGGACACCCCUUUGAGGGCCUUAGCCCAGAGACAGGUGCUGUGAGGAGGAGACCGAGGACUGAACACACUCCACAGACUGGGACCCUGCUUAGAGGAUGCCCACUGCUCAGGCCUCCCCAGCACCUCUUCCUCAACAAAUUCUCCCUGACCCCCUGCCCCCAUUCUGAGACCCAGCAUCACCGUGGGAGGUGGGGCCGCAGUCUAAGGCCUUCCCUGCCAGAAGGGGCUCUGUGGCAAAAGCCAGGUUACAAGCUGCCAUCCCUCCCCCAAUUCCUGUGGACCCUGUGGCCAGGUGCUGUCCCCCCUCCACAGGAGGGUGUGUGUGUGUGUGUGUGUGUGCUCCAGUAAAGUUUAUACACUUUCU
This is a messenger RNA of Choloepus didactylus (southern two-toed sloth), 2242 nucleotides long. It is a transcript of the gene GRN, whose product is annotated as granulin precursor. The record is from RefSeq and is a predicted model, not a curated record. Gene Ontology annotation, cellular component: extracellular region. Lineage: Eukaryota; Metazoa; Chordata; Mammalia; Pilosa; Megalonychidae. Gene Ontology annotation, biological process: regulation of inflammatory response. The transcript has 13 exons. Bases 140 to 1921 code for a protein of 593 amino acids.